Molecule: messenger RNA, 519 nt
Organism: Microplitis mediator
Lineage: Eukaryota; Metazoa; Arthropoda; Insecta; Hymenoptera; Braconidae
Product: E3 ubiquitin-protein ligase MARCHF2-like
Exons: 1
Coding region: 1-519 (172 amino acids)
Biological process (GO): protein ubiquitination
Molecular function (GO): ubiquitin-protein transferase activity; zinc ion binding
Source: RefSeq, a predicted model, not a curated record
AUGGGCGCAAUCCACUUGUUUUGUUUAGAACGUUGGCUGGAGGAGAGCAACAGAAACAGUUGUGAAUUGUGUGGUUACCAAUUUGACAUAGAACGCACGCCGCGUUACAGCGCAUUGCAUUCAAUAAUAAUAUGGAUUUGCACAAAACAACCAGACCAACAAUUAUUUGUGCGCAAUAUACGCGUCGAUUUGAUACGAUGCAUGAUCGCGACUCCACUGACAUUGGGCUCAACUUACGUAUGUAUCGUAGCCGCGGAUUUUUAUUCAACAAAUAAUUACGACAAUUUCCCGCCUGCACGAUGGACAACUUAUUCACUUGUUGCGAUGAUGCUGCUCGUUGUGUUUUCAUAUUUCGCAUGGAUGUAUAUGGCGUUGCAGUAUCAUCAGAGAGUGUGGUUUUAUUGGUGGCAAAAAACAAGUGUUGUUAAGUUGAGGCAUCAUCACACGUCGAUGGAAGACGUAAAUAAAAGUCUGACGAUGUACCGCUCGAGGAUGAGCCACGGGAUCUUGCCAGUCUGA